GAGAAUAACUGAUAAUAUUAAAAUGACAAGAGAGUGUGUGUUAAAAAACAAUAAUUAUUACUAUUAUCAAGCAUUUACUCUUUUUAUUAUUAGCUAAUUAUUAGUUAGUGUAGCUAUUAUACAAGUGAUAAUAAUAGAUGGUUAAAUUAAAUUUAGUCAUAGAGCUAUUCAUUGUUGAGGUGUGGCUGGUACUCUGUAGCUAGCUUUAAUUUAUGACCUUCACCUUUGCGUAUAUAUCAGCAAUAACAUAAAUAUGUCGGGCGUUAAGGCACGCAGUUGGAUCAAAGUAAAGGAGUUUGUGGGUCUUCCCAAGAGAGAUGACUUUAAAAUAGUCGAGAAAGAGCUGCCAGCUUUGAAAGAUGGAGAGUUUCUUGUCGAGGGACUUUGGAACACUGUUGAUCCAUACAUGAGGUCUAACGAGCUCUCAAAUAAGUUAGGGUCUCCAAUGCCAGGAGGACAAGUAGCCAAAGUUACACAAUCGAAGGAUAAAAAUUUUGCAGUUGGCGACGUUGUUCUCGGUCCAUUUGGGUGGACCAGUCACAGCAUUUGUGAUGGACCUGCAUCAUUAAUGAAGAUCAUAAAACUAGACCCAACUAUACCACUCCCUCAAUCAACUGCACUAGGAAUACUAGGAAUGCCAGGUGCAACGUCUUAUUUUGGUUUGCUUGAUAUAUGCAAGCCCAUCAAAGAAGGUGAGACGUUACUAGUGAAUGCUGCUGCUGGAGCUGUUGGAUCUGCUGUUGGUCAAAUUGGAAAGAUAAAAGGAAUGAGAGUUGUGGGUUUUGCCGGCUCUGAUGAGAAAGUUGCUUACCUCAAGAGCCUGGGGUUUGAUGCAGCAUAUAAUUACAAGACAAUACCCUCACUUGAGGCAGCCAUUAAAGAAUCCUGUCCUAAUGGAGUUGAUGCUUUCUUUGAUAAUGUUGGUGGAGAUUUCUUUGAUACUGUACUUAGACAAAUGAAUACAUUUGGACGAGUGUCAGUCUGUGGAGCUAUUUCACAGUAUAAUGCUUUGGAGCCUAGAAAAGGCAUCGAUGUGUCUUCAAUCACUCUAAUAGUAAAGCAGUUGAAAAUUGAAGGAUUUAUUGUAACGCGAUGGUUGGACCAGUGGCAGGGAGCUUUUAAGGAAAUGGCUCAAUGGAUACAAGAAGGUAAACUGAAAUACCGUGAGACAGUUUUUGAAGGAUUUGACAGCAUGUACGAUGCUUUUGUAUCUCUCUUUAAAGGCGACAACAUUGGCAAGGUUGUUGUCAAAAUAUAACGAAACAGAUAACCUGAAAAUAACUGAUAAUAUUAAAAUGACAAGAGAGUGUGUGUUAAAAAACAAUAAUUAUUACUAUUAUUAUUAGCUAACUAUUAGUUAGUGUAGCUAUUAUUACAAGUGAUAGCUGGUUCUGGAGUG
Amphimedon queenslandica is the source of this 1399-nucleotide messenger RNA. RefSeq names its product prostaglandin reductase 1-like. Gene Ontology annotation, biological process: prostaglandin metabolic process. The transcript has 8 exons. Bases 254 to 1258 code for a protein of 334 amino acids. Gene Ontology annotation, cellular component: cytoplasm. Gene Ontology annotation, molecular function: 15-oxoprostaglandin 13-reductase [NAD(P)+] activity; 2-alkenal reductase [NAD(P)H] activity. NCBI's taxonomy places the organism in Eukaryota, Metazoa, Porifera, Demospongiae, Haplosclerida, Niphatidae. The record is from RefSeq and is a predicted model, not a curated record.